GUGUGAGUGUUUCUUUCUUUUCUUUUCUGUUUUUUUGUGCCGACCAGACAACCGCAGAGGGCUCGCUUUGCGUUAUGCUCGUUCCGGGGUUCCGCUGCCAGCCGCUGUACUCCGUACGCUUUCUGUCGGUGAUACACACACAAACGCACACACGCACGUACACCGAGUGAUGCGCGACCAGUCAGCUCCAUCUCUCGCAAAUCUCUACAGGAGGUGACUUGAGCAGCAUAUGACAUUUUCCAGGGUAAACCCCACAACAAUGCAUGGCCUGUAAGCCGCCAACCAUGGCUCAAAGGAAGAGGCCAGGGACCAGUGGAGGAAAUAGUAUGGCUGCCCCAGGUCCCGCCUCCUGUCCUACCGCUCACGCUACAGAGUCAUGUGAUCUGAAAGCACUCCCGGCGCGGCAACGCCCACACCGCUACCCCAAAGAAUCACAUGAGCCGAAACCUCUGCCUCACUCCUGCAAGGCACAAUAUUCUUCUGCCAAGUCUCAAGACAUGGGGCACAGUCAUCCAGAAGCGGAUGCAGAUGCGGAGGAGGAAGUGAAGCGGUACAGCAACCACGAACCAGACGCAGAACUUCAGGAUCAGCGUCCAGCAACACCAUCCACACCGGAACAUAACCACGACCGAGAUGACCCUAACCAGGGGGACUUCCACGGUGGAGCCGACAGCCUGGAUGAUGAUUCCAGCUCUGAUUAUAUAAACAACACCUCAGAUGAUGAUGACUAUGAUGACGGGUUGGCAGAGGAGGAUGAAGGUGUUACUUACUACAUCCGCUACUGCCCAGAGGAUGACAGCUACCUGGAGGGCAUGGACUGCAACAACCAGGGAGACUGCAACCACAGCCACAGCCGGGGGGACUGCACCAGCACCAUGCAGCUCGGCGGGUCCCACACUGAUGAAUGCCAGGAAGCUGUGGAGGGCUGGACCGAAGAGGGGGAGGGGCAAGCAAGAGAGGAAGAAUGGGUGGAAGAUGAGGAGGGGGAAGGGGCAGCGAGGGAAGAGUGGAGAGAAGAGGAGGAAGAGGUGAGGGAAGAGUGGAGAGAAGAGGAGGAGGAGGUGAGGGAAGAGUGGAGACAGGGAGACGAGGAGCCGCGAGAGGAGUGGAGGGAGGAGUGCCAGGCCAGGCAGGAGCAGUGGGCGGGUCGUGAGAGGCACCGAGUGGAGGAGUGGGGUGAGGGAGAGGGAGAGGUCCGCUGUGAGGUGGUGGAGCAAGAUCCCGAUGAGCAGAUAUACAACGGGCGACCGGAGCCCAUCCUGGACCAUCACCACCACCAUCACCACCACCAGCCUGCCACGCAGGAUGCUGCACACACCCGAAGGGCUGACAGAGAAGAAGAGGAGGAGGCAGAAAGCGAGGACUACUGCCCUAACGAGGAUGAAGAAGAGGAAGGCGAUGAGGAGGAGAGGAAUGGAAGGGCCUACACCGGAGACUACUACGCCCCUGAAGACAACGGGAACUCGGUGCGAGUCUCUCCCUACCGAAGCCGUAAAGUGCUGGUGGUUGAGGGGGAAACAGGGGAGGAAGCUGAGGAGGACAUUGAUCAAAUUGUUGCUGAGAUUAAGAUGAGUAUGAGCAUGGGGAGUCUCAGCAGUGGCACAGACCAAAGCCCGGAAGAGCUGGCACAGGACCCCACACCAAGUGACUACCCUCACUCCAAGCCCGACGCAGCACCUUACCCUCCACCUCACCACCGACACGACAGUAGGCCCAAGUCCCUCAACCUCCCCUCCAUGCACCACAACAACCCUGAUCUCCAGCGGGGCCACAAGACGCAUCCACGCUCCCCUGAUGACAGGCAGAGAUGGUCCCAAGAGCAGGUGAGCAAUGGCGCAGAGCAACCCAGAAAACAGCAGCGGUCCGACCUCAACGUCCCCCUGGAGAACAACAACGUACCAGAGCCUACAAAGAAGGUCGCAUCCUUCCCCAGCUUUGUCGAUGUCCCAGGACCCUGUGAGCCAGAAGACCUGAUUGAUGGGAUUAUCUUUGCUGCUAACUACCUGGGCUCCACUCAGCUGCUGUCUGAGAGGAACCCCUCCAAGAACAUCCGAAUGAUGCAGGCCCAGGAGGCCGUCAGCAGGGUCAAGAGGGUACAGAAGGCUGCCAAAAUCAAGAAAAAGGCGAGCGCAGAUGGAGACGCCCAAACCCUUACCGAGGUUGAUCUGUUUAUCUCCACCCAGAGGAUCAAAGUCCUCAACGCAGACUCACAGGAAACGAUGAUGGACAACGCACUCCGCACUAUAUCCUACAUUGCCGACAUUGGGAACAUUGUCGUCCUGAUGGCAAGACGCCGGAUGCCACGCACAGCCUCGCAGGACUGCAUUGAAACUACACCCGGAGCGCCCGAGGCAAAGAAGCAGUACAAAAUGAUAUGCCACGUCUUUGAGUCUGAGGAUGCCCAGCUUAUUGCUCAGUCCAUCGGCCAGGCUUUCAGCGUAGCUUACCAGGAGUUCCUGAGAGCCAAUGGCAUUAACCCCGAGGACCUGAGUCAGAAGGAGUACAGUGACAUCAUCAACACCCAGGAAAUGUACAAUGAUGAACUCAUCACUAGACUCAGUCUCACUGUAACACAUAUGAAGGAUAUUAAAAACCCCACAAUUGUGGCUCAUGUGUUUUCAAAUGCAGUUGGACACUUUCUGUUCAUCAUUAAAGACACCAUCCCCUGCUUACCUCUCUCUCCACAGCUGCAGCUGGAGAAGAGUAAAGGGGAGAUCCUGGGUGUGGUGAUUGUGGAGUCCGGUUGGGGCUCCAUCCUGCCCACAGUUAUUUUAGCCAACAUGAUGAACGGCGGUCCAGCAGCUCGCUCUGGCAAGCUCAGCAUCGGAGACCAAAUCAUGUCCAUCAACAACACCAGCCUAGUGGGGCUGCCGCUCGCCACCUGUCAGGGAAUCAUUAAGGGCUUAAAGAACCAGGUCCAGGUGAAAAUGAACAUUGUCAGCUGCCCUCCUGUUACUACAGUCCUCAUUAAGAGACCAGAUCUAAAGUAUCAGCUGGGCUUCAGUGUUCAGAAUGGCAUUAUAUGCAGUCUGAUGCGAGGAGGCAUUGCUGAGCGAGGUGGGGUCCGAGUAGGUCACAGGAUCAUAGAGAUCAAUGGUCAGAGUGUGGUGGCCACAGCACACGAGAAGAUUGUCCAGGCUCUCUCGAACUCUGUUGGCGAGAUUCACAUGAAGACCAUGCCGGCAGCCAUGUUCAGGCUUCUAACAGGACAGGAGACCCCCAUGUACAUAUAAAGAACAGCCAAGAACCGCCCCACGGGACAGGCAGUCAGCUGCGGUCGGUUAUCAUACAAACAAACCUGACUAGUGACCGGGUGGAGGAUUACUCCUCCCCGUCCUUUCAAUUCUCUCUUCUUUUUCUUUUCUUCGUCUUUGGGCUGAUGACUUCAACUCCUCAUCAUCUCUCUAGUCUGUGCUUAACAUGCGACAGCCAUUAUACUGAUACUGGAUGCCUAAUCCACUCGACCAGCUGAAGAGACAGAGUGUAUGUGUUUGUGCGUGGAUGUGCGUGGAUACUGUUUGCUAUUUAUUUGUCCUGUCUGUGUGGACUUACCGAACGAAUACGUCACAGUUUAUUUUUUUAUAUUCAUGUAAUGCAAUAUGAUACUUCUACUCUACUUUCUUGUAUAUUUCCAUUUUCAUUUCUGUUAAUUUAUUCUCAUGUAAAUACAUAUUUUGCUAAUAUUGUGAGUGCAGGCAGUGUGGGGGGGGCAGCGCUGUAUUGUAAAUAUUUACUGAAUCUUGCCAUCGAACUGAGGCCAUGAUGAUGGCAAAGACACAAGUUAAUGCCGGAUAUCAUCAAAAGGGGAAUGAGUUACGUGUCUGAAAUGUUGGGUUUAGAUGUGCUAAGUGAAUAAAAUAACGUGACUCAAGCCAAUUCUUGGAGCAGAGGUGUACGGGAGAAACGCCAUAUCCUUUUUCUUUACAACAUUUUAAGGCAAUACACCAGUUCAACUUCUGAAUGGCAAAUCUUUUCUAAAUCAAACAUUCACAUUUAAAUAAUAUUAACAUGCAUUAAUUAUGCUUUGGAUAUCAAGUCACAGGUAUGAAAAGUUUCUUUUGUGUGCUUCUCUACUGUGUGUUCAUCUCUAGUGUUCUGACUGAAACUCAUGCAUACUUUGAGUGGACUGUGAAUGUAACUUUGUUGUGUGAGCUGUCUCAUUGCCAUACGCAGUAUUAGAAUGUCUGUACAUAAAUAAAAACUUGUCUAGUAUUGUGCUCAUGUUAAAAACUAAAAUAACAAAAAAACCAAAACCUCACAGGUUUAAGUCACCGCAAACAUCCUCCCAGCUAUAUGUUGGCCUUCAUUCUUGAGAGGGAAAGAGAGAACUGUGAAUCACACACUGUGACAGACAAAAAAAGCCUUACUGCGGAGUAAUGGCUUUCCAAUGCAUUGUAGUAAAUUUUAACCGUAAGAACAUUAUCUGUGUGCAUGCCUCGUAAAGUAGAAUCAUGUCAUUGUGACAGGAUAAUAAAAUAUGAGCUAAACCUG
Messenger RNA from Oreochromis niloticus (Nile tilapia), 4491 nucleotides. It is a transcript of the gene apba2b, whose product is annotated as amyloid beta (A4) precursor protein-binding, family A, member 2b. Bases 264 to 3233 code for a protein of 989 amino acids. Gene Ontology annotation, biological process: chemical synaptic transmission. Gene Ontology annotation, cellular component: cytoplasm; plasma membrane; dendritic spine. Gene Ontology annotation, molecular function: protein binding; amyloid-beta binding. The transcript has 14 exons. The record is from RefSeq and is a predicted model, not a curated record. NCBI's taxonomy places the organism in Eukaryota, Metazoa, Chordata, Actinopteri, Cichliformes, Cichlidae.